AUGCAAGCACCUGCAAGACCUCCUCGUGCAGCCCCACCACCACCAUCCGCACGCUCGCCACCCGCACCUUUUGUCCAACAGUCGAUCUCGAGGCCGUUGCCUAAUCCAUACCCGCGCCCGUUCGAUGGAGGAAGGGGACCGUUUCAUGCUGUCAACACGACCCCAAUGCCUGUUAACGAGCUCGGAGGUGCGAAUGGAAGAGGCACGGACGGAUAUUUCGCCAUCGACCGUGGGCCCGGUCUGUCCCCCCUCCAGAAUCAUUUCCGCACCGACCUGGGGUCGGGAUCGAACGGAGGAGGGUCAUCGACCGCACUUGGGGGCACACAGCUCAGACCGAAGAAGAAGUCUGUGGUGAACAGGUUCUUGAAGGGCGUAAGGAGGUUGCCGAGCUCAGUGUUUGGGUAUGGAGUCGGGGUGGGGAAGAGGAGUGGGACGAUCACGACAGCGCCGGGGGUGGUGUUUGGGUCGGGGACGGAGGGGAGUACGACGGAGUAUGGGGAGGAGAGGAGGGAGAGGGAUGGUUUUGGAAGGGACGAGCAUGAGGAGGACCUCGAGACACUCCCGCAGUAUGCGUCGCAGGCGUCGACGCCGCAGGUGGACGUCUUGGCAAGCGUCGGAGAAGCCACCGAUGCCGGAUGUUCGGCACCAGUAAUCGCGGGUACCGGAAUCCCACCGCCCUCAGAGCCCGAUACACACACGAACGACGAGCCUCAACACCACAGCCAGGAUCAAUUCGACUCUCCUGAGGAACGGACGACGUACAUGGUGUACGACCAAUCUUUCAACCCCGAGAGAGAUAGGGAUGUAGGGAGGGAGUACAGCCGGUACUCUGGACCACCACUCCCGCCCCUUCCAACCGUCUCGACUUACACAAGUAAUCUGCCGAAUAGGACCCCGCCUCCGGUGGUCUCGCGCCUAAGCAACGAAAACCACACGGAUGAUCCGCCCCCAGCAGCUAAUCCGGUAUCUCUGCAUCCUGUGAGGCCGUUGUCCUUCCAAAGCGGAACACAAAGGAGCUCGGUUACGGAGACAGCGACGGUAAAUGCGAACACAAACAGAAACAUUCGCGUGUCGAGUGCGUCACAAGCUACGCAACAUGCUCCUCAACUCCCACUUCCAUGGAGAACAACACCUGCGGCGUUGAUACCGAGUGCAAUUCGCAUGCCUACGCCCCCUCCACCAUCUACCACGCCUCUUCCUCCUGUCGACGCUCCUCCUGCGAUCACGACAGGCAUUCCACCUGCCGCAGGAUGCAUCCACGAGCCCGACACACCCGUCUCCGUCCAGCCCCAGCCCGCGUCCGACUACGCCAAGAUGGGUCCUCCCUCCUUCCGCUCCCAACCGUCCCACCAUUCCCAUUCCCACCACCACUCACACCACGCCCAUUCUGAUGGCGGAUUCACCGGAACCCGGACACGAACACCAAGCAUCAGUGGGACGUCCUUCUCCUCUGAUCCUUCGUUCUCGUCGCAGCUCUCCCCUGUGGAGAGGUUCUUCAAGGUCCUCUACCACAUGCCGUGGAUCUCGCACGAUCGUGUCACUGUGGACUACACGCCCGGGGUCGGGGUCGGCGUGCUUAGCGGCUUUCGAGUGGGUGGGAAGGGUUUGAGGGUGAAGGCAUGGGCGGGGAUUAGAGAUGGAAGCAAGGGCGAACGCGAGAGAGAGAAGAAGCAGAUGGGUGCAAGGAAGAACAAGACGUGGUAUCCUUCCCUGAUGCGGCGCUCGCAGAGGAGCAGUUCGGGUUUGGAUUUGCUGAGCAGCGAGGCGUCGAAGAGGAGCGUGCUCGGCCUGACGUUUGAUCAUCAAGGGGCGGCGAGAAAGCAGGCAAAUCGACACCGCCAUAGUCACCACCAUCACUGGCAUUCGCAUGCGCAUCGACGGCGAGCUAGGCACGGGCAUGGGCAUGCGUCGCACCACCACCAUCACCACGGCCAGCGACAUAAGAGGAGAAGACAGACGACGACGACGCUCGACACGGGCAUCACAGGGACGACGGACGCGACGUCGCUCGUACCGCCGAUGUUCCCGUACGUCUUCCCGGCGUAUUCUAUGAACUAUGCGGCGAUGCCCAUGCCCAUGGCGCCAGCAGCAAAUGCUGCACCUCCUGCUGGUCCAGGUGGUCCUCCGACGCAGCUUCUUCCACCUGGACACCCUGCCCCGUCUCACCCCCCAACGCCAAUCCCAACGCCAACAUCCAGCCUCCUCCCGCGAACGCAAACUCUAGCACUCCCGCACCUACGCAUGCUAUGA
Cyclocybe aegerita is the source of this 2250-nucleotide messenger RNA. Lineage: Eukaryota; Fungi; Basidiomycota; Agaricomycetes; Agaricales; Hemipholiotaceae. The record is from the annotation of a GenBank genome assembly.